CGAGGUCGGCGCAGGCGCAGGGGCGCGAGUUUGGGAGUGAGGGAAUAUGGCGGCGCCAACGAUCACUGCGCGUCUCUACUCUCUGCUGUUCCGCAGGACUUCCACCUUCUCCCUCACCAUCGUGGUGGGCGCUCUUUUCUUCGAGCGUGCCUUCGAUCAAGGCGCAGACGCGAUCUACGAGCACAUCAACGAGGGGAGACGAAAGCUAAAACCUGAGACUGCAAAAGACCAACUGCGUCCGAACCACCCGAAGCUGUGGAAACAUAUAAAGCACAAGUAUGAGAACAAGGAGUAGAUCCUCCCCCUGAGGGCCCGAGGGAGCAGAUCCACCUGCCAAGUGUCGCCUGGAGCUGGGGCCUCAACCUGAAGAGAAGUCUGAAGUUACUCUUCACGAACCACCUGUAACUAUUAGCAAGAAAUGGCUCCGCCUGAAACACUCUAACUGCGUUUGACUAAAGUGAUCAGUAAAUAAAUGUAAAUUAUUCCUGAGA
Molecule: messenger RNA, 491 nt
Organism: Nannospalax galili (Upper Galilee mountains blind mole rat)
Lineage: Eukaryota; Metazoa; Chordata; Mammalia; Rodentia; Spalacidae
Product: cytochrome b-c1 complex subunit 9
Exons: 3
Coding region: 47-295 (82 amino acids)
Biological process (GO): mitochondrial electron transport, ubiquinol to cytochrome c
Source: RefSeq, a predicted model, not a curated record